AUGUUGAUAUUAUCCUAUCUCCUAACGUUAUGUCAAGGGUUACCUGUCGCACCUUCACGAGUUGGUGGCUAUCAAGUAGAGUUAUUUCUUCAUGUAUUGCGUGCAUUUCUCAUUCCUUAUUUCGCAGUGCUGACCCUAUCAGCCCUUCCAUUAUUUUUUAUGGAAUUGGUCCUGGGACAGUUCCACCGACAGGGACCAAUAACGAUAUGGCGAAUUGUGCCGUUAUUUAAAGGUGUUGGCUAUGCAUCAUGUUUCAUGUCAUACAUCGUGGCAUUUUAUUACAAUAUUGUAAUCGGAUGGAGUUUUUACUACCUUUUCUCAUCAUUCACUACGUCGCUGCCCUGGAUGACCUGCAACAACAAAUGGAACACGAAAAAUUGUUGGCAACUUGAUUGGUUCAACGAAACAACACUACUGUCCAACGUCACAUAUAACUCAAGUGUCUCGGUGUCCUCCACAACGGAAUUCUUCGAACGUGAAGUUUUAAGUAUCCACCAUAGUAACGGUAUUGAUGAUCUUGGCUAUAUCAAAUGGCAACUGGCUCUCUGUACUCUAACGACAUUCACUAUCCUGUACUUUAGUCUGUGGAAAGGCGUGAAGAGUUCAGGAAAGGUAUGGAUUGAUGCCGCUGUUCAGAUCUACUUCUCUGUGGGAGCCGGAUUCGGAGUGCACAUCGCUUAUUCUAGUUAUAACAAGUUCAAGCACAACUGUUACAGAGAUUGUUUAAUAACUGCCGUAGUAAACAGUUUUACAAGUAUCUUUUCCGGCUUUGUCAUUUUCUCCUACCUCGGCUACAUGGCCUUUAAGACGAAUAAAGAUAUAUCAGAGGUAGCCACAGAAGUUUCUGUGGUUGUUCAUGCCCAGCUAGUAAGCCUUCAUAAUACCUCUCUACUAAAUUCUCGUAGUUUCACCUGUUUUGUUCGGCGUUACCGAUCUGUCUGUCUAUCUAUCUACCUACCUACCUACCUAUCUAUCUAUCUAUCUAUCUAUCUAUCUAUCUAUCUAUCUAUCUAUCUAUCUAUCUAUUUUUGUGUCUGA
This is a messenger RNA of Acanthosepion pharaonis, 1038 nucleotides long. The record is from the annotation of a GenBank genome assembly. Lineage: Eukaryota; Metazoa; Mollusca; Cephalopoda; Sepiida; Sepiidae.